AUGGGGAGGGGAAACCAAACCGGUGUCUCGGAAUUCCUCCUUCUGGGACUGUCCGACCAGGUGGAGCAGCAGCAGCUCCUCUUCGCGCUGUUCCUCUGGAUCUACCUGCUCGGGGUCCUGGGGAGCCUGCUUAUCAUCCUGGCCAUCGGCUCUGACCCGCACCUGCACACCCCCAUGUACUUCUUCCUCACCAACCUCUCCCUGGCUGACGUCUGCUUCCUGUCCACCACGGUCCCCAAGAUGCUGGCCAAUCUCCAGACGAACAGCAAAUCCAUAACCUACACUGGCUGCCUGGUACAAAUAUAUUUCUUCUUUCUGUUUGGAAAUCUGGACCACUUUCUCCUCAUUGGGAUGGCAUAUGACCGCUACAUGGCCAUAUGCCACCCCCUCCACUACACCACUAUCAUGAGCCCAUGUCUCUGUGCCCUGGUGGUUGCUGGGUCCUGGCUUGUCAGUUCCCUCCUUGCCCUGACACACACCCUAUUGGUGGCUCGCUUAUCCUUCUGUUCCAAUCGUGAAAUCCUUCACUUCUUCUGUGAACUUUACCAGAUCCUAAAGCUUUCCUGUUCCAGCACCCUCAUCAAUGAAGUUGCAGUGUUUGUCUUGGCAGUAGUGAUUGGGUUAGCUCCAUUCACAGGCCUCCUGUUUUCUUACACUCGCAUCAUCUUCACCAUAUUGAGAAUCCCAUCUACAGGGGGAAGGUGGAAAACUUUCUCCACCUGUGGUUCCCACCUGUCCAUGGUUUCCUUGUUCUAUAGCACUGGCUUUGGGGUCUGCUUCAGCUUUAUGUCUACCCAAGCAACCCGGCAGGGCUUGAUAGCAUCUGUGAUGUAUUCGGUGGUCACCCCCAUAUUGAACCCCUUCAUCUACAGCCUGAGGAACAAGGACAUGAAACGGGCCCUGAGAAACAUGUUCAGCAGGAAAAUUCUCUUCCCCCAGGGACCAUGA
Tachyglossus aculeatus (Australian echidna) is the source of this 948-nucleotide messenger RNA. Its product is annotated as olfactory receptor 7C1-like. Gene Ontology annotation, biological process: G protein-coupled receptor signaling pathway. The record is from RefSeq and is a predicted model, not a curated record. Lineage: Eukaryota; Metazoa; Chordata; Mammalia; Monotremata; Tachyglossidae. Gene Ontology annotation, cellular component: membrane. Gene Ontology annotation, molecular function: G protein-coupled receptor activity; olfactory receptor activity. The transcript has a single exon. The coding region runs from base 1 to 948 and encodes 315 amino acids.